ACAAGACCCCACCUGAACAUAACGGACCAGGAGCUGUUCUGGGGGGCAGAUCAGUAUGACUUCUCUGUGGUGCUUCGUGGAUCUGCCACUGAGUGUUUCUGGCACUUUGCCCACCAUGGAGAGAAGUUUUACCUGAGCUUCUUGGUUUCCAUCAGAUGUGUUUGAGCAAUUUCCACAACCGCUUCAGCACCAUGCAGGUCUUCCUCAGCUUCGGGGUUUAUUAYGACAAUUACCAAGAUCCGUCCAAGAGCAAAGAAGAGGAGGAGAGGAAGAAGGAGGAGCUCAGCAAAGACCUGAACAACACAUUAGACAUCAUCCAGACUGCAACAUACAAAGUAGAGAACCGUGUCUUCCACAUGUUCCGUUACUACAGCUUCAGCCGCAUGAGGAAGAGUGCAGACUACUUCCUGUUGCAGUUCAACUCACAGUACAUCACCUGGUGGUCCACAGCCCUCAGUCUGCUCAUCAUCACCUCAGGUUACCUACAGCUCCUCUUCCUCAAAAGCCUGUUUGUGAGCAAGCCGUGCACAGAGGACGAGAAGCCCCGAUGCUGACAGAGUCAUCGUCAACUCUUGUCUGGAUGUUCAGGAGCAGCAACCAGAAAACACACACAAGAAAUCUACACG
This is a messenger RNA of Austrofundulus limnaeus, 626 nucleotides long. It is a transcript of the gene tmed6, whose product is annotated as transmembrane p24 trafficking protein 6. NCBI's taxonomy places the organism in Eukaryota, Metazoa, Chordata, Actinopteri, Cyprinodontiformes, Rivulidae. The record is from RefSeq and is a predicted model, not a curated record.